Molecule: messenger RNA, 1427 nt
Organism: Pygoscelis adeliae (Adelie penguin)
Lineage: Eukaryota; Metazoa; Chordata; Aves; Sphenisciformes; Spheniscidae
Gene: CD247
Product: CD247 molecule
Exons: 9
Coding region: 630-1133 (167 amino acids)
Biological process (GO): cell surface receptor signaling pathway
Cellular component (GO): membrane
Molecular function (GO): transmembrane signaling receptor activity
Source: RefSeq, a predicted model, not a curated record
UGUCCUCCCUACAGGCUGCGGUGGCUUCAGAGGACAAAAUGGCUCCAGAGCUCUGCAUGCGCUGAGACACUUUCGAAAUACAAAGAUGCGGUGUGUUCACAUCAAAAGGCAUCUCCAUUUCAUGGACAGGUACAACUGAAAUGAGCCAGGCAGCACCAGUUGUGCUGGUGUUUUAUGUCCUGUGGACGCUGUCUGCAAGGACAGGCAGAGCCCAGCUGUCCCUGAUGCUGGCUACCCCAUAGCCCUGAGAGUGCAGCCACUUCCAGUUGCUUGUGGCCCCUUAUAGAGAUCAGCAGCUGCUGACUGGGAUAUCCUAGGAACCAUCAGGCAAACUGGAAAAAAGCCCCGCCAAAAACCAUCUUGCAAAGAGAAAAGAAAGAAAAAAAUACAAAAGGAAACCCCAAACAUCAAUACCAAGAACAUAAACCCCAGACCUCAGAGGCUGCCUGGCUGCAAGGCAGAGGAAGGCGCGUGCUUUGGCACUGCUGCCGGCAGGUGGACCCUGAAAGCCCUCAUAGGAGGUGAGCUUCCUGCGGGAGCCAGCAGAUGAGCAAAGCCUGUGGAGGUGCCUCUUCUCCUCACCCCGAGUCUGCGGCCUCUUGCUCCCCAGCACCGCCCGGGCGAGCAAGAUGAAGUGGAGGAGGAUCGUGAUCUUUGCCAUCCUGCAGGCACAGCUCCCUGUUACAGAUGCUGUACCAGUUCUUGGACUGACAGACCCAAGACUCUGCUACGUACUGGAUGGAUUCCUCUUCAUUUAUGCAGUCAUCAUGACAGCCCUUUUUGUGAAAGCAAAGCUUAGCCAGACCUCUGAACCACAGCUGCCACCGGGCCAGGAUGAUGUGUAUAAUAAACUGUCUCGUGGACACAGAGAUGAAUAUGAUGUUCUGGGGGCAAAGCGAGGUGCAGACCCUGAGCUGGGUGGGAGACACCAGCAGAGAAGAAAGAACCCUCAGGACACCAUCUACACUUCACUGCAGAAGGAGAAGAUGGGCGAGGCAUACAGUGAAAUCGGAAUGAAGGGAGAGCAGCAGAGGCGGCGAGGCAAAGGGAACGAAGGUGUCUACCAGGGACUCAGUACAGCGACCAAGGACACUUACGAUGCUCUCCAAAUGCAGCCUUUGCCCCCCCGCUAAGUGGGAGUCAUGGAGGGGAUGGGCAAGGGUGAGAGAUGCCCACCUGCUUUGGGGAGGAGAGGAGGGAGAGCCUUUUUCAUCCAAAACAAGCACUGUGUAUUUUCUCAGUGCAACAGCCUACUUUGGUUGGUGCACAGCGGGAAUACGCCUGGACUUGGUCAGUCCCUUCUCCCUUUCCUCUUGAAUCAUGUAACUGCAAGCUUUAGCUAUUAAAAUGUACAUAUCUGUAAAGUUGUUUCCAGUAAUAGUGGUUAUCAAUCAUCAGGCCCAUUUUUGUGAGAAGAUGGUGUGGGA